Pochonia chlamydosporia 170 is the source of this 840-nucleotide messenger RNA. Its product is annotated as GPR1/FUN34/yaaH family domain-containing protein. NCBI's taxonomy places the organism in Eukaryota, Fungi, Ascomycota, Sordariomycetes, Hypocreales, Clavicipitaceae. Gene Ontology annotation, molecular function: acetate transmembrane transporter activity. The coding region runs from base 1 to 840 and encodes 279 amino acids. The transcript has 3 exons. Gene Ontology annotation, cellular component: plasma membrane. The record is from RefSeq and is a predicted model, not a curated record.
AUGGCCACCGAGAACACCGAGGUCCCGCCUACUACCACCGCCGUCGAAAAGGAGUCGAAUGGUGCCAAUGGUGCCAAUGGUGUUCAUCCCCGUUAUCUCUAUCACCAUGACAUCUCGGGAAUCAACACUGGUUUUGCGGCUGCCACUGGCGGCUCGUUGAACCCAGGACUGUGGAAACCCUACGAGCACCGAAAAUUUGCCAACCCGGCUCCCCUUGGUCUCUGCGCUUUCGCUUUGACUACUUUCGUGCUCUCUUGCAUCAACACACAAACUCGUGGCGUCAAGGAGCCCAAUAUUGUUGUGCCUCUGGCCUUUGGUUAUGGUGGCCUUGUCCAGCUUCUCGCUGGCAUGUGGGAAAUUGCUUGUGGUAAUACCUUUGGUGCUACCGCUCUGUCUUCUUAUGGCGGUUUCUGGAUUUCCUAUGCCAUUCUGUUGACUCCUAACUGGGGAAUUACUGCCCCCACGGGACCCUAUGAAGGCGCAGUAUCAAGUCCAAUUGGCUUCUUCUUGACUGGCUGGUUCAUCUUUACCACUCUGCUGCUGAUUUGCACUCUCCGGUCGACUGUCAUGUUCUUCUCCCUCUUCUUCACCCUCGACCUGGCUUUCCUCUUCCUCGCCUGCGAGCAAUACGCGACUGAUAUGGGUAAUACCUCUGCCGCUCUUGCUCUUCAGAAGACUGGUGGUGUGUUCGGAUUCCUGGCCGCUUUCCUUGCUUGGUACUGUGCCUUGGCUGGUAUUCAAGACAGCAGCAACUCCUUCUUCCAGGUUCCCGUCUUCCAUUUCCCCUGGUCCGAGAAAGCUCGUGAGGAACGCCAGAAGACCGACCGUGAGCAGGCUUAA